AUGUUCAAAGUUGCAAGCCGCAAAUCUUUUACCCUCAAGUCAUCCGUUCGUCCUUGGGUCAUCCGGAACGCCUCCAGCGCCUCCAACGCGCCAGAGUCUGCGCCAGAGCAUGCAGUGGACCAGGAGUCCUCUGGUGACGUGCAACGCCCCAAGAAGACUCGCAAAAACUACAUUUCCACCUUCCCACGCGUGCCAAGCACCAACAACAUCCGCGAGAAAGAUCUGCUGCUGGAGCAGUUUUUCAACGGACACCUUCCGCUUACGAAACCUAUAGAGCACAACCACCCAGCCACGCCUUCCUUGUCAUUUUCUCCGAACGCAUAUAAGAAAUCCAAGGUCCAGAACUCAUCGAUCUUGGAUAAUCUGAAGAAGUAUAAAGACUUGAAACGCAAGAAGUUGGAUGAUAAUUACCACCCAUUCUACAGUGCUCAUAAAAAAAGUCAGUCGGCGGGGAUCUUGACCCACAGCUCUCUGGACACUCAGGAGCACAAUCUGGAGAUGCUGAAUUUACCUACAAGCUACUUACAGUCACUUAAGCCAUUCAAGGCUCCCCCAAGUCCAGGGAAUGAGGCUUACAGGGACGAUAUUAUUUAUGUCCGAAAGCUUGAAAUAGAGGAGCGCAACCUCAAGCAACAGCAAGAGAUCAAUAGACGGGUCCAGGAGAACUUCGAGCUGGCCAAACGCGGUCUCAAGCAGUUGGACAAGGGCGACAUCGGCGAAUUUUUGGAUGCUAUAAAACGGGAUAUCAUUGAUAAGAAAGACUAG
This is a messenger RNA of Ogataea angusta, 765 nucleotides long. RefSeq lists its product as uncharacterized. The record is from RefSeq and is a predicted model, not a curated record. NCBI's taxonomy places the organism in Eukaryota, Fungi, Ascomycota, Pichiomycetes, Pichiales, Pichiaceae. Bases 1 to 765 code for a protein of 254 amino acids. Gene Ontology annotation, cellular component: mitochondrion. The transcript has a single exon.